Coffea eugenioides is the source of this 3873-nucleotide messenger RNA. RefSeq names its product ABC transporter G family member 24-like. The transcript is spliced from 14 exons. Gene Ontology annotation, molecular function: ATP hydrolysis activity; ABC-type transporter activity; ATP binding. The record is from RefSeq and is a predicted model, not a curated record. NCBI's taxonomy places the organism in Eukaryota, Viridiplantae, Streptophyta, Magnoliopsida, Gentianales, Rubiaceae. Bases 112 to 3498 code for a protein of 1128 amino acids.
UCAAGACACCCUUUUUGAUAUUAUUUGCUGGGAUUGACUAAGAAUUCCGGAAAAUCCCUUCUUCUAGCGAGAAAAAUAAAUAAAUAAAUAAGAAAAAGACAAUCUUGUAGAAUGAGCAGAGAAAGAAAACCCAGAAAAUUUGUCAAAUUCCUUAGCACUAGUAGGAUCACAUUGGCAGUUUUAGUCGUUGUGAUUUUGCAGUUGAGUUGGGUGCAGCUGGUACAAUGCCAGAACUUUGAUGACUAUACAUCUGGAAGUGGAAAAGAUUUUCCGGUGGAUAAUCCGGAAUUUGUCAAGUAUUUUACUCAAGUUGCUUACAGCAGGCUAUCCAAUCUCACUACGCUUUUGCUCUCCAGUCAAUUUGCUAACAACUAUAGCUACUGUGUUAAGGAUCCGAAAGCUGAAUGGAACAGGGCGUUUAACUUUUCCGACAAUUUGGAUUUUGUUAGUAACUGCAUUACCAAUCUCAGAGGAGACAUCACUCAGCGAAUAUGCACAGCUGCAGAGAUAAAAGCCUACUUCAACAGCAUCCAAAACUCAAAUGCUAUAAAACCUAAUGGAAACUGCAAUAGGACAUCUUGGGUUUCUGGUUGUGAGCCUGGAUGGGCAUGUGGCGUCAACUCAGAUCAGCCAAUUGAUUUAAAAAAUUCUCGUGAUAUACCAGUCAGAACUUUGGACUGCCAAUCCUGCUGCGCAGGUUUUUUCUGCCCACGUGGCAUCACUUGCAUGAUACCAUGCCCAUUAGGUUCGUACUGUCCACUUGCUACGCUUAAUAGGUCUAGCGGCAACUGUGAACCGUACAAUUACCAGUUACCAGCUGGACAGCUAAAUCACACUUGUGGUGGGGCAGAUAUGUGGUCCGAUGUCAUCUCUAGUGGUGCUAUAUUCUGCUCAGCAGGAUCAUAUUGUCCAACCAGUAUAGAGCAAACUCCUUGCAGCAGUGGGAAUUACUGUCCAAUGGGCUCUACAUCUGAGAAACCAUGCUUCAAGCUGGCUUCGUGUGAUCCCAAUACUGCAAGUCAAAAUAUUCAUGCAUAUGGAGCAAUGCUUAUAGCUGGUUUGAGUACUCUUCUCCUUAUUAUCUAUAAUUGCUCUGACCAAGUUAUCACCAUCCGAGAGAGGAGACUGGCCAAGUCCAGGGAAGCAGCAGCUAGAAGCAUAAGAGAGAAGGUUCAAGCACGUACAAGGUGGAAAGCUGCAAAAGACGCAGCUAAAAAGCAUGCAAUUGAAUUGCAAAGUCAAGUAUCUCGGAAAUUCUCUCGCAGGAAAGUUGGUGCAGAAAAUGAAAAAGUUAGGAUAUUAAACGAAGAAGAGCUUGGGACAGAUGAGGAUCUAUACCCUACCAUGGACACUAGUACUUCUGGUGCAUCUGAGCAAUCAUAUGCUUCAUCAGAAGGGAAGACAAUAGAAGCAGGUCAUCUCACAAGAAUGAUGCACGAAAUUGAAGAUCAUUCUGACAGUUUCUCAAGUUUUGCAGUGGACGCUAAAAGUAGCAAGUCAAAAGCUGCAAAGGAAAAAGAAAUACACACUCAUAGCCAAAUUUUUAAGUAUGCUUACUCACAACUUGAGAAAGAGAAAGCUCAGGAACAGCAGAACAAAAAUCUUACGUUCUCAGGAGUAAUUUCAAUGGCUGCCAAUACCGAGACGAGAAAAAGACCCGUUAUUGAGAUUGCUUUCAGAGACCUAACUGUUACUCUGAAAGGAAAACACAAACAUCUUUUGAGGUCUGUCAAUGGAAAAAUAAUGGCUGCCCGUAUAACAGCUGUGAUGGGCCCGUCGGGGGCAGGAAAAACAACUUUUCUCUCUGCCCUGGCUGGAAAAGCAGUUGGAUGCACAAUCAAUGGUUUGAUUCUUGUAAAUGGAAAGACCGAAUCGAUCCAUUCAUACAAAAAGAUUGUCGGUUUUGUUCCACAGGAUGAUAUUGUGCAUGGAAAUUUGACUGUGGAGGAGAACCUAUGGUUCAGUGCAAGAUGCAGGCUUUCUGCAGACUUGCCUAAACCAGAUAAGGUUCUUACCGUUGAGAGGGUAAUUGAGUCUCUGGGGUUGCAGGCUGUCCGUAGUUCCUUGGUUGGAACAGUAGAAAAGAGAGGCAUAUCUGGAGGUCAGAGGAAAAGAGUAAAUGUUGGUCUGGAGUUGGUUAUGGAGCCCUCGCUUCUCUUUUUAGAUGAGCCCACAUCUGGAUUGGACAGCUCAUCUUCCCAGCUUCUUCUUAGAGCAAUUCGACGGGAGGCUCUUGAGGGGGUAAACAUAUGCAUGGUUGUCCACCAGCCAAGCUACACCUUAUUCAGGAUGUUUGAUGACUUGAUACUUCUAGCAAAAGGUGGUCUUACUGUAUAUCAUGGUUCGGUUAGAAAAGUUGAAGAGUAUUUCACCAGCCUUGGUAUCAAUGUUCCUGAACGAGUUAAUCCCCCAGAUUAUUUCAUUGACGUUUUGGAGGGAUUGGUCAAACCAAACACAAGUUCCAGUUUGAGUCAUGAAGAGCUUCCAGUCAGAUGGAUGCUUUAUAAUGGUUAUCCUGUACCCCCAGACAUGCAACACUAUUCUGUUGCUGUUACUGCAUCUCCAACAUAUGUACAGUUUGGUAGUCAUGAGUAUUCUGCUCAAAUUACAAACGAGGACCAAUCUUUUGCCGGGGAAAUGUGGCAAGAUGUGAAGUGUAACAUGGAAAGGCGGCGAGAUAUAAUUCGGCACAACUUCUUGCGGUCAAAAGAUUUGUCAAACCGAAGAACUCCAAAUGUGCUCCUGCAAUACAAGUAUUUUCUUGGGAGGGUUGGCAAGCAACGAUUACGUGAAGCAAGAGUGCAAGCGAUAGAUUAUCUCAUUUUGUUACUUGCUGGGGCUAGCUUGGGAUCUCUUAGCAAAGCAAGUGAAGAGCAGUUUGGCAUGCCUGGUUAUACUUAUAGUAUUAUUGCUGUUUCUCUUUUAUGCAAAAUUGCGGCUUUGAGGUCAUUUUCAAUGGACAAGCUACAACAUUGGCGAGAAAGUGCUUCAGGGAUGUCUAGCCUGGCUUAUUUUGUUUCGAAGGAUACAAUGGACCACUUUAACACAGCCAUCAAGCCUGUGGUCUAUCUAUCAAUGUAUUAUUUCUUCAAUAAUCCCAGAUCGCCAUUCAUGGAUAAUUAUAUUGUUUUGCUCUGCCUCGUGUAUUGCGUGACUGGUAUAGCAUAUGUAUUAGCCAUCUUUCUUGACCCUGGACCUUCUCAGCUGUGUUCAGUAAUUCUUCCUGUGGUUUUGACUCUGGUUGCAACUCAGGCCAGAGAUAAUAAAGUAUUGAAGAUUAUAUCUGACUUCUGUUAUCCAAAAUGGGCCUUAGAAGCAUUUGUUAUUGGAAAUGCAGAAAGGUACUAUGGUGUGUGGAUCAUAACUCGCUGCGGUACGCUCAGAAGAUUUGAUUAUAAUCUCCAUGACUGGAUACUUUGUAUAGCUAUUCUAAUCCUCACUGGCAUAGCUAGUCGUGGCAUAGCUUUCCUCGGCAUGCUGGUUUUCCAAAGAAAGUAGGAGUAAAUUCAAUUUGACCAAGUACUCAGUUCAGAUUAUUGCACGGAAGUAUAGUCACUCUCAAUUUUCAGGCAAUCACAGAAUGCAUGAUUCGAAGGCUCUGCGUUUCCAAGCUAACAUUUACUCGAGUUCAAAGAAAAGCUAACAUUUACUCUGGAGUAACGGUGCAGGAUCUAAUUCUUGACUGCAUCAUGAUAGUUCUUCUGAGCUUUUUAUGGCCAAUUUAAUGUAUAGGAACUUGUGGUGAGAGUAUAUUUAUAGCUUUACACAGUUCAUCUUUUAGUGUAUGUCAGAGGAGAGAGCCUAUUGGUUUUUCCUCGUACAAUCCAGAGACAUACUUUAAUACGAUUAGUGGAUUCUUUUCAUGUAAACAGA